AUGUCUUGUUUCAUGCCAGAGUGCCACUACGUUCGCCCCAACGGCUCGAGUUACAAGCUCAACCACGACAAGAACACGGGCCCCGGAGCUGCAUUCUACUACUGUUCCAUUCAUCGUGCCUACCACUGCAUCGCGGUCAAGUCUCACCGGCGUCUCCCCCAGCCCGUGUGUGGUGAAUGCGCCUGGCUCUUCUUUCGGUUCCCCAAAGAAGCCACUAGAUAUCCGGGUUUCGAUAGUAGUGCCACUACCGGUCAUACUGACGGAACAAUGAGUCCUGUGUCGCCGGUACCUCGGGAAUCUGGCGGUCUGUUUGGGUGCGUAGAUGCCGCGACUAGCGACCCCGAUGCCAUGGAUCUGGAUGGGCCUAAGUACUCACUACCGUCCAUGGAAGAGACAUUCGGGAAUCCCCACGAUGGUAACGACAUGAGACCACAGAGGAGUCGGAAACGUUGCCGUUGCUGCACCAGCAGUUCUAUCAGUAGCGACCAGGACGAUUUAGAUCACAGCGAGUAG
Annulohypoxylon truncatum is the source of this 513-nucleotide messenger RNA. RefSeq lists its product as uncharacterized. NCBI's taxonomy places the organism in Eukaryota, Fungi, Ascomycota, Sordariomycetes, Xylariales, Hypoxylaceae. Bases 1 to 513 code for a protein of 170 amino acids. The transcript has a single exon. The record is from RefSeq and is a predicted model, not a curated record.